GCCUCACUGGCCGUUUGCGGGAGACCGCCAUGGCAAACCUAGGCUUUCGCUGUGUUCGCGCCCUGCUUGCCGCUCUGCUGGGGUCCGCGCUCUUCUCGCUGCUGGUGUCGCCAGCGGGAAGCUACGGUGGUCAUAACCUCGGAGACUGGGAGAAACCUACGACAAUGCCGCCGCUGCCACCCCGCCAGGACGCGGCGCGCGUGGCCCGGUUUGUGACGCACGUCAGUGCCUGGGGCGCGCUGGCCACUAUCUCGACGCUGGAGGCGGUGCGCGGCCAGCCCUUCGCCGACGUGCUGUCACUCAGCGACGGGCCUCCGGGCGCGGGCAGUGGCGUGCCCUACUUCUUCAUGUCUCCCUUGCAGCUCACGGUCCACAACCUGGAGGAAAAUCCGCACGCCUCGCUCACCAUGUCUUUGGCGCAGACUGACUUCUGCAAGAAGAACAAAUUUGAUCCGCAGAGUCCCCUGUGUGUUCACAUAAUGCUUUCAGGAACAGUGAUCAAGGUGAAUAAAACGGAAAUGGACUUUGCAAAACAUUCAUUAUUCAUUCGUCACCCCGAGAUGAAAACCUGGCCAUCUAGCCAUAACUGGUUCUUCGCUAAGUUAAAUAUAACCAAUAUCUGGGUCUUGGACUACUUUGGUGGAGCCAAAAUAGUGACACCUGAAGAAUACUAUAAUGCCACAAUUCAGUGAAGUACCGCGGCGACUUGAACCUCACACGUGAAGUUUCUCAGGAUGGUUCACGCACACUGAAAGGCCUUAACUUCUCGUGGGCAUUUCCUAGAGUGUUGGUCAGUUUUCUGUCUCAUGCUGGUUGGUUUGCUUGUUUGCUUAUAAAAUAAUGUUGGGCCUGUACUGAAUUUCUUGGAAAACGUGAGUCUUUUUUCCUUCCAUAUUUUGAAGCUAUUUGCAUAAAGAAACCUCUUUUAUUAUAAUCAAAGAAGUUUUGUAUUAUCAAUUCAAUUAUUUUUCCAGUGGUGGUCCAUGAAGAACAAGUGUCAGAUUUAGAUUGGGCUGGGGAUUUAGCUUAGUGGCGUAAGUACCUGCCUGGCAAGCGUGAGGUCAUGAGUUCGAUCCUCAGUACCAAAACCACAACAGAUUGAGAUCACCCCUGGGCCGCUGGAGGUGCUUGAUUCCUGGCAGAUACUGUGCUGCGUGCCUCCUUGCCCCAGCUGCACCAGCGCUCCUGUCCCUGGCCUUGAGGACAAACAGGCGCUUUCUGCUCCUGUCUCUGUUCAUCAGACAAUUCUGUGUAUUCCCCAUCCAACAGAGGCAAAAAAGUUCUCGUAAGGAACUUCCCAAGCUUUUUACAUUCAAGGCAUUGGUAAAACUCACUCUAGUCGGCCUCUUCCAUUCAAAGCAUGCACAUAUACUGUUUUCCUUUUUGGCCCCAAAAUGGGAUUGCAAAGGAAAGAGAAGGGCAGGGGUUUUGCAUAUUUCUGAUACUCUGUUCUAAGUAGAAGUGUGAACCAGCUUCAGCCGGAGCCAAAAUUCCCCCUCCUCAGCUGCUCUCCACAGCUUUUUAAUAUAAACGUUCUCAAAAGUGACCUCAGCCUUCCUCAGCUGCACUAAAUCUAAAUAGCUCUGAAUGCUUUGCUACCUCAAUCAAGUCAUCUGAGGGAAGAUAACAUGGCCGUUAAAAAAGAAAUCACAUUUCAGAAGAGAAGAUACUCUAGUUUUAAACCUACAUAUUUGAUUUCAAGAUGUGUGAGAUCGUUCUGAAAGAAGUAGCAAGAAUUAAACCACUGAAUCCUUAAAUGAAAAAGAGAAAUGAGUCAUCAUGCUUGCUAACAAGAGGAUGAACUUAAAUCUAGCAGACAGCUUUUGUUUAAGAAAAAUGAUGUACGUUAAACUUAGUAAAAUACACCUGUUAUUCAGAGCAUCCGUAAUUCCAUAACAAAUGUAUUCAUUAUGCAUCUCAGACAUGAACUAAUACAAAAUGCAAAGGAUCAAUAAUUAAAGCAUUAUUUAAGAAA
Molecule: messenger RNA, 1975 nt
Organism: Cavia porcellus (domestic guinea pig)
Lineage: Eukaryota; Metazoa; Chordata; Mammalia; Rodentia; Caviidae
Gene: Creg1
Product: cellular repressor of E1A stimulated genes 1
Exons: 4
Coding region: 30-692 (220 amino acids)
Source: RefSeq, a predicted model, not a curated record